Daldinia vernicosa is the source of this 1098-nucleotide messenger RNA. RefSeq lists its product as uncharacterized. The transcript is spliced from 2 exons. Bases 1 to 1098 code for a protein of 365 amino acids. Lineage: Eukaryota; Fungi; Ascomycota; Sordariomycetes; Xylariales; Hypoxylaceae. Gene Ontology annotation, biological process: retrograde vesicle-mediated transport, Golgi to endoplasmic reticulum. The record is from RefSeq and is a predicted model, not a curated record. Gene Ontology annotation, cellular component: SNARE complex; endoplasmic reticulum. Gene Ontology annotation, molecular function: SNAP receptor activity.
AUGGCGCGACUAGCCCAGGCGCCCAUCACCCAGAAGCGAACCAUAUCUAACCCAGAUUCCCUGCCAGACCUUAAUCGUCUCCUCGACCGCUUGCAAGAGAACAUUCUCCGUGCCGAUGCUGAGAGAGAGCGACGACUGAGGACAAGCGAGUAUGAACGCGCCAAAGCUAGGGUCAACAUCGACUACGCCCGGUCGCUCCUAACAAAGCUAGAGCACGAUGCGCUUACGAUCAAAGUACACACGAGACGGCAGGAGGUGCAGAAUGAUCUAAAUGGGAAGCGGGAGGUCCUCGAGCAAAUCACCGAGAGGUUCCGCGAGCUCGAGGAGAUCAGCGUGGAUAGUGACGAUGAUAGUUCCGAAGGCGAGGAUUUGCUAGGCGAUAUCAUUAAUACGCCAAGCGAAAGUAUUGAGUCGACUUCAGCGACGGACCAGCGGGGAGAUGAUGAUGAUACCGAAGAUGUAGGAGAGCAACCAAAUGACGAGGCAGAGAUAGAGACAGAAGAAUCGCCAUCUCUUAUUCAAGAGUCGCAAAUUCCAGACCAUCGUCAGCAAUCAUCCAGUGCAAUGCAAUCACAUCAAGCGACAACAACAACGACAACUUCAUCAGCACCAGAACCAACACCCUCGGGGUCAGGAACCAGCACAUCGCAGACCCUACGCCCCCGCGGCGGCGCUUCGCAACAACCCCUCCCAUCAGACGUGGGCGAAACCAGCGCGCUGCGCACCCAACUCUUCGGCACCCGCCCCGACCCAACAACUACCAGCACACCCUCCACUACGGAAGCAAUCAUGGACCUCCACCGCGCCGAGCAAGACAAGCUCACGGAAUCGAUGGUGGGCAUGGCGCGCGCGCUCAAGGAAUCGACGCACCGGUUCGCGUCGUCGCUGCGCGAGGACGAAGACGUGGUGCGCGCGGCCGGGACUAAUCUCGAGCGCAACGAGCGCGGGCUAGGCGCGGUCGCGGGACGUAUGGGUGCGCUGAGACGGUUGACGGAGGGGAAGGGCUGGUGGGGACGCAUGCUGUUGUAUCUGUGGAUAGCGGGCUUGGCAGUCUUUGCUGUGUUGCUUGUUUUUGUGUUUCCUAAGUUGCGAUUUUAG